Molecule: messenger RNA, 1556 nt
Organism: Electrophorus electricus (electric eel)
Lineage: Eukaryota; Metazoa; Chordata; Actinopteri; Gymnotiformes; Gymnotidae
Gene: syngr3b
Product: synaptogyrin 3b
Cellular component (GO): neuromuscular junction; synaptic vesicle membrane
Source: RefSeq, a predicted model, not a curated record
GCACGAGAUCCAGAUCACGGCGCAGUAGGGCGACUCCUACCGCAAGCUCGACCCGAGACGCGCUCCGCGACCCGACACAGCACUUGGCUCCACAUUAUCCGGAGCGGAGAUGAACGGAACAGGCUCGUUUGGAGCCGGACGAGCUGGUUCGGCCUUUGAUCCCAUUGCAUUCGUUAAACAACCGCAGACCGUCCUGAGAAUACUGGCAUGGAUAUUCUCCAUGGUGGUGUUUGGCUCUAUAGUGAACGAGGGAUAUGUGAACAUGGGGAGUGAGCGGCUGCAUUGUGUGUUUAAUAAGAACGCAGAUGCCUGCAACUAUGCCAUCACCAUUGGGGUGUUGGCCUUUCUGGCCAGCCUGUUCUUCCUGGCCCUGGACGUCUACUUCCCACAGAUCAGCAGCGUCAAGGACCGAAAGAGAGCUGUGCUGCUGGAGAUUGGCUUUUCAGGGUUCUGGACAUUCCUUUGGUUCGUGGGGUUUUGCUUCCUGGCCAAUCAAUGGAGUCACACAUCCCCUCAAGAGCUCCCAUUGGAGCAGGCUUCCGAUGCAGCCCGAGCGGCAAUUGCCUUCUCAUUCUUCUCCAUUCUCACCUGGGCAACCCUGACGGUGGUCGCCGUGCAGAAAUUCCUUCUGGGGACCGACAUGACGCUCUUCACCUCCGAGCACCUGGUGGGGCAGCCACCCAAACAACCCUACCCGCCCAACGACGUUGGCCAGACCACCAUCCCAGUCAGCAACGCCUACCAGAGUCCGCCACUAAUCGAAACUGUGGAAACCCGCCCCCCCGCCUAUCAGAUCCCGCCGGCGUUUUAGGCGACAGCCAAUGAGGAGGAGGGGGAAGAGGGGGAAGACGCGGGAUUGGCUUCUUCACUUAUUGCAUUGUGUCGAUUUCCAUUUUAGCAGCGGUGGGAUAUUAGGCAGUGGUGAUGGGAUAGCUACUACUUGUCCCUAAAAUAUGCACUGCAGAUUAAAAAAAAAGAAAAUGUAGCCUGACUCAAACAGCAAAUACUACCAAUUCGGGGUGUUUGUUUAGUUGCUUAUCCAAAAGGUUUAAGUGUUUAUAAGGGAAAGAAGCAAAAACAUUGCCAAUCACGAUGUGCUAUUUAUGUAUUUCCUUAUUAUUUAUGAUAAAAAUGCCAAAAUUCCAGAUGUAGAAAAUAAUGAUUUAUUUACUGUUAUUUAUAAGCAUAUAUGAUUGUUUAUCUAGUGAUACAUUUGUAACUAUAUAGACUCAUUGGAAAAGCAGUAAUCACAGUACAUCAUCGUAACAGUCGGAGUGAAUUUUUUCUGUCAAACUGGGUUUCUGUUAACAGAAUUACUGUUGAUUUUGUAGGCAUAUGAGUGUUAUGUUCUUUGAAAGGGAAAAAACAGGAAGGAGAGCUAAUUAGCCACUGAAGGGAGGCGUUUGCAGGAGGGCGGCAUCAUUUUUUACGAACAGAGUGCGUAGGCAAAUGAUGCAAACAUUAGUCACCUCAGCUCACCUGUACGCGGUGCUGUUCCGCAUGUGUGUGUACGAAUGUGUUCAACGAUCAGAAAAUACAUUCCUUUAGAGUCCCAA